AGCAAUCUGGGAGGUGUAAUCUCUUCAUUGGAGAUUGGAUUCCUGAUCCAUCUGGUCCUGUUUACACGAAUGAGACAUGCAAAUUUAUUGAAGACCAUCAGAAUUGUAUGAAGAAUGGCCGGCCAGAUAAUGGUUAUCUUUACUGGACGUGGAAACCACGAAAUUGCAAGUUGCCUCGGUUUAAUCCACAUAAGUUUCUUCAGUUAAUGAGUAAUAAAACAUGGGCUUUGAUUGGUGAUUCAAUAUCAAGGAACCAUGUCCAAUCAUUUCUUUGCGUACUCUCAAAGGUAGAGGAAGCCUUUGAAGUAUACCAUGACAAGGAGUACCGAUCCAGGAGAUGGUUAUUCCCCUCAUACAACUUUACCAUUUCAGUAAUUUGGUCCCCCUUUCUGGCACAAGCAGCUAUAUUUGAAGACUACAAUGGAGUUUCUACAUCUGAGAUUGAACUUCACAUUGACAAACUCGAUACGAGUUGGACAGAUCAGUUUAAGAAUUUUGACUAUAUGAUAUUUGCGAGUGGUGAGUGGUAUGUCAAAACUACAAUCUACUAUGAAAACGAUACAGUAUUGGGCUGCCACUACUGUCCCAAGAAAAACUUCACUGAGCUUGGUUUCAACUUUGCGUACCGGAAGGUUCUUGGAAAUGUUUUCAACUACAUCCUCUCAUCAAAUCACAAAGGCAUGAUCUUUUUCAGGACCGCGACACCAGACCAUUUCGAAAAUGGUGAGUGGUUUAGUGGAGGAAGUUGUAAAAGAACAGAACCGGUGAAGGAAGGUAAUUUCAGUUUGAGCGAGGUCAACAAAAUUCUACAUGAAAUUGAGUUAGAGGAAAUUGAUAAGGCUACAGCUAAAGCUUCGGAGAAAGGUUUGAAUCUAAAGCUUUUCGACAUAACUAGCCUUUCAUUAAUGAGGCCUGACGGGCACCCAGGUCCAUACAGGCAUUUCCAGCCAUUCGCAAAAGACAAGAACGCAAAAGUCAUCAAUGACUGCUUGCAUUGGUGUUUGCCUGGACCUAUAGAUGCCUGGAACGAUAUACUAAUGGAGAUUAUGUUAAAUGGUUUAUGAGAUGAACUUGUGAACUUGUGAAGCGUAAGUUGUUUUCUCGAGCAAAUAGCAAGGCCAGCGCACUGGUAUGAACGUUGCUCUGUUUAUCUCUACUUUGUGAUGUGAAUACUAGAGAUUUAAGGCACACAACGGGUGCUCCUCGCGACUAUGUACCACGGCUGAUGCAUCAGUUUGCCUAUAUACAAAAUUUUUUCAAUGGGGAAGUUCAUCUUGAUUGCAAUGUUAUUGCCUGAUUCUCAUAUACAUGAUUUUUCAAGAUUCUGUAGUGGGAUUUUUUUUUUUCUUUUGGGAUUUGGAAUAUUUAUAGUCACAAGAUUGUGUUGUACACUUGUACUUAUAAUAAAAUUUGCAAGUCACAAGUAAAGAUAAUUUGGUACAGUUUUGCAUU
Messenger RNA from Capsicum annuum, 1452 nucleotides. Its product is annotated as protein trichome birefringence-like 23. Gene Ontology annotation, molecular function: O-acetyltransferase activity. NCBI's taxonomy places the organism in Eukaryota, Viridiplantae, Streptophyta, Magnoliopsida, Solanales, Solanaceae. The record is from RefSeq and is a predicted model, not a curated record. Gene Ontology annotation, cellular component: Golgi apparatus.